CAGCCGUGUGCAAUGGAUUAAAUGCCAACUUAAUGGGGUGCGGGGAUUAAGCUGGUGAGACACUUUAAAAAAAAACUAUACAUAUAGUAAACACACCAAGAGGGAUUACAAGUAAGUUUUGCGGCCUUGCUUGAGAUUUAACAAAAAAAAUUAUUUUAGAAUUUGAUCUAUGCUCUUGUGUGUUGCUUUCAACAGGGAAUUAGCCCCCUCAUUUUUUUUUUUUUUGUUUACGUCAUUGUGUACAGUUUGCCUCAGAAAUCUGCAUUCUUAAAAAGUUUAUUUAUUAUGUGUUUUAAAAUUUCAAAUGAUUUUUCCAAAUCAUUUAUUUUCUAAUACGUACUCCAUCAUGGUUAUUUCUAUCGAUGAACAUUCUCUAGUCAAAAUUAUACGCCCAUAACUUACACUUUUAUUUAUGCAUUGUUUAAAAAUAAAUAAAUGCAUGUUCCCAUUGGGGAUGAACUUGUAUAAACGUCUUAAUCAAGUAAUUCGUUUCUUCCCUAACCGAUUGAUUGUUUCAAUGGUUUUCUUUACCUACAAUAGUUUUCAUGUAAACUGAAUAAUCUUAUUCAUAUUCGUUAUAAACCACAUACUUAUGGGCCCUACUGUAAUCAGAGGUCCACAAACUUACAGAUUUAAGGCGCCUGAUUUAAGUAUAUCGCUUCUAACGGAAAUUUAUUGUAAAAGAAAAUGUAUAAAAUUUUCUUACUGUUUUUUUUUAAAAUUUAACAAUAAGAAAUGAUCAUUUACAGUAAUAUAGAGUAUUAUUACAGUAAAUAUAUGUAAAAUAACAUUGCAUUUUUAUCAGUGUAGUGAGAAGUUUGGACCUUUCAAAAUUACAUUAUUGAAUAGAUAUAAAUAUGAAAUAAUUUCAAUAAUGUCACAGUUUUCCAAAUUUAUAGUCCCAAACUUUCCAAAAACGGGCUUACAUUCCCCUAAAUGUUGAAAAAAAACCUGCUUAGACUCAUACUGAGCGAUAUGUACUAAGCUAAUAUUCUUACAGCUCAUUUUUUUAUAUUUUAAAUUUUAUGCAUCUUUACAUUGAUUGCUGAGCUAAGAACUGAGAGUACCGUCCCUUCCAAUCCGACGCGUAGCCAUAGACAUAGAGAUAUAUUUAUAGCUCUGUGCGCGUAGCGAAGGGGGGCAGGGGGGACAGAUGUCCCCAGGCGCCAGCUAGUCAGUUAGGGGCUCCAGAAUGUGCUUGAAUCUUGUCCCCGGAAACCAAACACUCUAGCUACGCCUCUGUUUCCAAUGCUAGCUGUACUAAUUGUCAUGGGACGAAAAAUGGUAUGUGUGUUUUUGUGUGUAGGAGGAAGGUGCACCUGGAAAUAAGCAUAUUUUGUUGUAAUUGUAAGUAAGAUUUCUCUCUCUAUAUAUACAUCUAGUAUAUAUGAAAACAUCUAUGUCCCAUUGAUGGGUAUAUAGUGCCAGAUUAAGACCCACGGAGGCCCCCGGUUUGCAGUUUGGAGAAGCCCGAGAUGGAUAUCAUUACGAUACAUUACGACAGUACAAGUACGUACAGGAUCAAAUCAAGUCCCCAUCCCCCAAAAUUAUUAGAUCCCUUGUCGCGGAGCCCCUUAGAUUCGCGGGGGGCUCUAAAAGGCUCGGUGCCCAUAGACACGUGCUUCAUUUACCUCUAGUUUAAUCCAGCACUGCGGGUUUAUUUAUAUAAACCAAAUGAUCAUUUAUUAAUAUCAAAGUAUCGACUUGAUGUUCAUGUGGGGUGUUUCAAAUGUUCAAUACAACUGAAGUUGUGUGUUGCAGUUGUUUCAAAAUGAACAUUAAAAUAUGUGAACAUUAAAACUUUUAUUUUUUUUUUUAGAGAAAAAAAAAUAUAUAUACAAAAAAUAAAAAAAAAAAACAAAAAAAAACAAAACAACACCAGUAAAGGACAAGUAUACUUUACAUUUUACACCAGUAUCGGUUAAUGUUCAAUACAACUGAAGUUGUGUGUUGCAGUUGUUUCAAAAUGAACAUUAAAAUAUGUGAACAUUAAAACUUUUAUUUUUUUUUUUAGAGAAAAAAAAAUAUAUAUACAAAAAAUAAAAAAAAAAACAAAAAAAAACAAAACAACACCAGUAAAGGACAAGUAUACUUUACAUUGUACACCAGUAUCGGUUAAUAGCACUUUGGCUAAAUGCAUAUUUGGUGUUACUGUCGUCCUUUCAUUGUAUCAGUUUACACGUCUGUUGGAUGUUAUUUUAUGCUUAACGAUUGGCAGCCUGAUCGAUACCGGCCGGUUGUUGGUACUCAACGGCGGUCGAAGCACCGAUAUCUCAAAUGGCUAUCGUUGAUUGAAUGAAACUUGUUUAGCUAUAACAAUGCCGUCCUGGCAUGCCAGCUAUUUUUGUGCACGCCGGCUCUCUGGCACACUUUAUCACUAGCGGCAUUGGGUUUUUUUUAUUUUUAUUUUAAUUCGCUGGUUAUUUAAGUAGAGUAGUAGCGUUAACUAUAAUUUAAACAUAAAACAUCGAACUUCUAAUAAUUAUUAAUUAUAAUGGGCGCCCGCAGGGGAGGGGGCAAGGCGGGCACUUGCGGGGGGGGGGGAAGGCGGGCCCUUGCCCCCCCCCCCCCCGGAUUGAUUGGAUACAAAAAUUUUAGACAAAAAUAGACAAAAAAUGUAUUAAAGUAAAGAGAAAAUAAAGAGAAAGUAACUAAGCUGAUGCUGAUCUCGUUUUACUGUGUCCUGUCCUUUCAUUAAACCAUACAAAUACGCUACAGUAAAUUAAAACUACAUUAAAACAUCACAAAAAAAUGUUGCCCCCCCCCUCUAGAAAGUUUUCUGCGGGCGCCCAUGUUAAUUAUAUAAACGAUUUAGUUAUAGGCUCCCAUAAGACCGACAGCUUCCAAAAGAGCUGCUUUUUUCUUUUCAAAGAUUUAUGCCGUUAGGUAUUCGUUUGUUUGUUGUUGUUUUUUCGUUUUUUUGUUUAGCCCCUUGAUAUUGCGGAUAAAUUCCUUUAGUUAAAACUUUGCAGGUAAGAGAUUUUUAUUGUAAAAAAAAUCGACUUACAAAAAAUCAAAAUCACCCCCCACCCCACCCAACCCCGCCCUCUCACCCAACAACUUUUCCUUCAAAUUUUGUUCCUUGUAUUUUUUUUUGUUUUUUUUUGUUUGCUUUUUAAAAAAAAAAAAAUUUCUUGACCAGAAUCAGACACGAUGGAUUUCUCAAAAUUUCGCGAGUCUGGUGAUCUGAGUGACCUUACGGUGGUGGUAGAAUCUCACGAACACAGACUCCACAGAUUCCCACUGUACGCCAGGUCCGAUUUUUUCUGUGAGCUCACGAGAACCAAGCCAGGGAAUGCUGAUCCCUCGAGGGUCGAGCUCAAGGAUUUCCCGGGCGGAAAUGACGUUUUCGUCCAGGUGGCAGACUUUUGCUACAACAUGCCGCUCAACAUCACGAAAAACAACGUGGUCCAGAUCCGAUGUGCUGCCGAGUAUCUGAAGAUGGCCGGUCCCGGGAAUCUUGCAGACGUCGCUGAUAAAUUCUUGAAGGACUCUUUCGCCACGGCGCGGCUGAACCGUUCGGUGGUCAGCAUCUCAUCACUGCUGGUGCAGUGUAACAAAAUAGGACAGCUGGCCCAAGACGCGGGUAUCGUGGAGCUCUGCACCGACGCCUUCAUCGAAUGCUGGGCAAAGCCAUCGGGCGCGAUGGUCCACAUUGGCAGCGGCCGGACCUUUUCCGGAGUCUCCAAGCUUAAAGAAUCCAAAUCGGCUUUCACGAGGAUUCAAGAUUCGACCCCACCUGGCCAGAUGAGCUCCGACAAACUCGAGGAAGCCAGCGUUAAGUGCCUGAUGUCUCUACGAUCAGGCUGGUUCGUUAGGAUCCUCACCAAAGCUAAAGAUAAAGGCAUUAGCCUCCAAGAACUGGGAGCGCUUGCUGUCAACUUUAUUUCCUGUCAUCUUAAUCUGGAAACCCAUAAAAAUGGCAUUUCUCAGAGCAUCGUGAUGUCGUCAGCUGCGGGGUCGUCGGAGAGGGUUGACGUGUCAACGGACAGCGGGGCAAAAGAUGCAGACGCCAGCCCCAGGCCGGGAACUGAUAAGCAAGGAUUAACGACGACAAUCACCUUCAUGACUGAAAUUUCUGACCUGACUACAUCGCCGGUCUCUGACUUUCCCAAAGUGACUGAGGACAUCGGUGAAGUGAUUGACAGGGUGUUACUUGCCCUUCCUGAAAAGGCUUAUUCUCUACCAUCUGUAACCAUGGAGUGGUUAACAAAGGUGGGUGCAUUUUGAUUGUGCGUUGUUGUUUAUUUUUGUGUCAAUGAGAUAUCAAUUGUAGAGUUUUGUAAUAUUUUAACUAAUAAGUUGAAAACAUCAAUUUUCAUUACUGCAGAUACUUUAAUUGUUCUAAUAUAAGCUCAUAAAUUUCUUUAUUAUUUUUGAUAGAACCUGGGGCUGGAGAAAAGUAAAUGUUAAUGUGAUGGUUUGACUGAAAUAUUGGCAGAUUUAAGUUAUUUCCCCGCAUCGUCAUGGCUUCGAUUUUUAUAAGCUUUAACUCCCAACAGUCAUCUACAGAACGUUGAUAGUGCUUUAUACUAUACUAUUUAUUUAUAACCCUUCAUACAAUGGCGGCCGCAAUACAUGAACUUCCCAUCGACCAAAGUUAAUGGCAAAACACGCAUUCAAGCAGCUCACUUUAGAAGAUGCCGAUUAGUUCUACCAAUCCCGCCACCACCACCCCCCAUUACGCCACCGCCCCUGAACUAUAUUAACAUUCUAAUGCCCCACCCCUUUUUACACCGCAGAUCUAUUACAACAACCGCUUCCGUAAAACAAAAGAAAAUAUUACGCGUCAAACGAGCUUGCGCGUCAAACGAGCUUGCGCGUCAAACGAGCUUUCGGUAUUUUCAAUAAUCUCAUUUAAUUAGCGCAGUUAUCGGGAAUUUUUGUGUGUGUGAAAUCAGCGCCUUAUGGUAGCGUUAGUGAUAUUUUUAUGUAGAGAAGUAUUUAUUUUGAUUAAGAUCUUUUGCAUUGGAAAUCAUUACGCUCCUAUCAGCAAACCCACCAAAAGAUGCUCGGGCAAAAAUGUGUUUUUAUUGGCAGCGCAAGGUUUGACUUGAGUUCGUAUACAAAGCGUUCGUGGAAUGGCUCUGUUCAUUUGAAGAUAAUCUAUAAUGUGCUUAACUUGCUCCGAUUAAUUUGUGUGGACCCAAAUUAUCGCCUUAAAAAAAGGGGGUGGGGGGGGGGGGAAAUCACCGUACUCUGUAUGCAAAUUCCUUGCAUCCUUAGAAAACAGACACCCACAAACAAAUUAAACCAAUCGUGGUGGAUCAUUUCAAAUCAAUAACCAGCGAUUAUUUAAAAAAUGGAAUACAAAAUGUCAGUCUUCAACAACAGCAAUAAAAAAAAAAAAAAUGCACGUCAUAAUUUUGCUGACACACGAAAGUUUCAACGACUUUCACGAUUGUUGGGUCCGUCAAAAGUUGACACAAAAAUCAAUGGAGAUUGAAGCUCAAAUGGACGAGGAAAAUAUACCAAGUCCCUUGGUGCGGUCUGGUCGGGAGUUGUAUGGCGGAAAUGCUGCAUGAAAAUUAAGUCUCGUUAAAAAGAUUUACACUGUUCGACAGGCGAGACUAGGUCAGGAAAAAAAAAUCCUUGAGUCGAUAUCUUUCAAGACAUGAUUUGCUCCCAAACUGUCAUGAAGGAUGCAUAACUAAACUUGGAAUGGGCACACCAUAGACCCUAUAUAGGGCGACCCCGAGAGCUAAAUAUGUUCAAUGUAGAUUUUCCUUUUAACCUCUUAAACUGCAUGGCACGACGGGAAAUCAUCAUAGUAUUAACUGCCAUCUCUGAAUUCUGGUCAUGAAAGUCAAAACGAGGUUGUUAUAGUAUGUGACGAAAUAAUUGGAAAAUAAAAUUUAGAGACUUUCCAGCUAUUGUUGUUUCCUAGUUUUUAAUUUUGUUUGUAAAAAGCGGACGUUAUAUUAGUAUUUUCUUAGUUGAAUGUGAUUAUGACUUUAUCGGUGAAUUACAUCGAUACAAAUGAACCAAAUUCCCUAGAGUAAACUUAAUUUCCCAGAGUGAAAUGGUCUUAGAGCACAGUCACGCAUGCAUCAUUAAUCUUAUCAGUUUUAACUUUAAAGUUGCAAGGUGUUAGUAAUGGCGUGGUCAGCUUUUCAAAGCGAUAUUAUAAAUAAAGGUUUAUUCAGAAAAUAACGGGGCACAAAAAAACCCGUGUUUUUUAUUUGAAUGUUUCAUCCCCCUCACCCCCCACCCACCAAAAAAAAACAACAACAAAAAAAAACAACAACACAGACACAAAAAACACGUUUAAACGUUUCUUGGACUCCGACACAUAAUUUGAGAUACCGUAAUAAAGAAAUGCCCCAUGAUGCACGAAUGUCAAUACCCGCUAUGAUAAAAGAAUGUGACUUGAAUAUGAUUUGAGUCCCUGGAACACAUUAAAUAGACCAUUUGUAGCCGAACCUGGGUCAUGUUUGUAACAUUAUUAUAUACAUAUUGGAACAAGGUAGGUUGAGAGUUUGAAAAAAAAAAAGAGCACAAUUAAAAGGACGUUUCGGCUAAAUGCCUUCUUCAGAUGAUAAUACAAAACAUAGGGUUAAAAAUAUUUGAAAUUAAAACAUAAGGUUUUCCCAGAGCACACUGUUGUUACAUUUUAAUGUGUUCCACUAUUUUUUUUUUACUGUCUAUGUACUUCUCACACGUCUUGAAUGCACCCCCCCCCCCCCCCCCAACAUAUUUUAUCCUUUUAAUUUGACAAUUCGUUUGUCAUAGUAGUUUUACUGAUCAAUUUCUUUUUUUAAAGUCAUUAUUUGUCUUGCCCGCCCACUUUUGCAAACUAGACACCCUUGGCCAUCGUUGCCCAAAUACACUGUAUGUCUUAAAAUGAAUAUUAGGCCUAUCUAAUAAGAUUGUUCUCCUCACGACCCAUAAACCCCUGCAAUGCCCAGAUCAUACGUGUGGCCACCGCUCACAGCUGUCAGUGCAGAGGACUCCUCGUGAGCAUGGCCGCCGAGAUGAUGGCCAAGCUGGAGCCCGAGGAACUGUGCGCCGUCUCCCCGUCUGUGCUCCACGACGUCGUGGUCGACCUCGACAGCGAAACCAGUUCCGGUCUCCAGAAAGAACGUGCCUGCAAACUCGUGGACACCUACAUGGGUCAGAUGACGUCAAAGGUAUAUCGUCCUAAUUUUAAAAAAAAAAAAAAUAGCUAUACGUCAUUUUAUAGUGUCUCCGGAAUGCGACCCAUGUAUCAAAAUAUUUAUUGCUCGAACACGUUAAAAAAAAAAAAAAAAGCUAUACGUCAUUUUAUAGUGUCUCCGGAAUGCGGCCCAUUUAUCAAAAUAUUUAUUGCUCGAACACGUUCGUAUUUUUUAUUUUUUUUUGGUGGGGGGGGGGUCAUCCACAGAAGACGUCCAGUGGCGUAGCUAAGGAGUGCGGACAGCAAUGGAUGACACCAUUUUAAGGGGGACACCAAAUUAAAAAUUGCAAUUUUAGAUACCAAACACUGUUCGGUUUAACCGAGGUUCAUAAAUCGAUAACCGAUCACACGUCAAUUUUGCACACAUGUAACUAAUCCGAAUGUGUGUUUUAUAAAAAGCUCAAGGUUGAUGAGUCAGAAAUGAUGUGACCCUUUAAUUAGGUCAGAAAAACACCGCUUUGACAAUGACUCAACACCGAUUGAAGUAUUCAGUAGCUUCCAUAAGUGACAGGGAGCUAUAUUUAUCUAAAUUCUGAGAAAUAAACUCUUCCAUUGAUACCAAAUACGCUGUGGUCGGGCGAUUCUAAUUACAUUUUACAGUUCUUAAAUACAUUUACCGCCUGACCUUCAAUUAAUUUGUUUUUGUCAUUGUUAUAAUGCGGACUUAGUUCAACAAGAAGAAAUCCACCGUGGAAGGGGGCGACACCGUGUGUUUACCGCCGUGGGUGACACCAACCCUUAUAGCUACGCCACUGAAUGCGUCAUAAGUAUAGUGGGAAGGGAUCACAUGUAUGCUACGGUUAAUGAAAAGUGUGUCUAAUUUUUGUUUAAAAUAAUAAUUAUAUAUAUGACGAUUGGGGUGGGGGGAAAAAGGUGGGGGACAUCAGCUAAAUGAACCGGACGUCAUGCACAGAUGACCCAUUUAAUCCUGCAGCUUUUGUUUCAAGUCUUAAAUCUAUAACAUCACUGGGCGCGGUAAAUAACUGCUCAUUGAAAAAUGUGGUAGUACCCACAACGCCCAUGAUGACGCACUAACAAACAACGUAACAUUCCACAAAGGAUUAGACUGAAAGGCUUCCCACACUUUGGGGUCUUAUCUUACGACUAAAUGGCCACACAUCAAAGAGUCAAAGUCAUUACCAUUGUGUGUGAAGAGCUUGCAAAGUUUAACGUUGCCUGUAAAGGAAGGUUAGGACAUGAAAGAUUGAUAUUAUUUGCCAAACAAUGGCAUGUAGAAAAGGUCAGACAAACAAAAUUAACUGGGUGGGGGGGGGAUAUUAAGUUUGAAUUAGUAAAUAAAAGGCUAAUUUCAAAUUUAAUAUAUAUAUUUGUUACUCACUUGAUUUUAUUUCAUUGUAUAUUUUUAAAAACCAUAAAAAGUAGAAAACAUAGAAAAUAAAUUUACAACUAACAGUUAAACAGCUUGGGCGUAAAGGGGGGGGGGAGGGGGAUGUUUGUCCAUAAAGUUUGUCACGCUUUUUCUGGAUAAUUUUACCCCUCCCUUCCCCUUUCUCAAAUCUCAACCCCCACCUCUAUUUAAAGUACAUGUCACACUUUCGAAAUUAAAAAAAAAUUGUUAAACAAUUUUUAAAAUGAAUUCAAUUAAAUCUAAAACGCACUGCCCGGUGAAUCUGUUAUAUUAAUGAAAGUGACAACUUCUGUCAGAAUGCAUCCGUCACAGCAGAAAGUUCAAGAUCACUGUCAAUUUCAGAUUAUGUUUAUAUGCAUAAAUGACAAUGACAUUUUAAAAUGUAAUGACUUCACACGAGAUCUUUACCCGCCCCUGUAUCACCAACUAAAUGUAUCACAUUGUCUUGGAUCCCAGGCCGGAGCUUGACGUACUGUAUGGACGGCCACUUUAAGGUUUGUGAGGUGCGAGGGUGAUAUUGUCUCUACCCAGCCCCACUCUGGUUAAGAGCAGUGGCGUACUUAGGGUUUGGCAGGUAGGACAGAUGCCCUGUGCGUCACUUGAAAGGGGGAUGGGGCGCCAACCCCCCCCCCCAAACAAAAAAAAACAAAAACACAAUUUCUAAUAAUUCAAUAGUUAUUCACAGCUCUCAGUGUUUACACUGCUAAGUUACAACACUAUAACAGUAAUGGACCCAGUAUAUUAUUACAUCCUUUGAAUUUUCAUUUCAAAUGCGUUUAAAAGACUUUUCAAUUCUGCACUACAAACAAAGUCUUUAAAAGUAGCCGCAAAAUUUAGCGAUUGCUAAUGCAAAUGACCAAAAACAAAAACAAAAAUCUGACCCCCCCCCUUUCCUCUCCUGUCAUGGGCGCCAAAUACCCUAGGUACACUUCUGGUAACGAAAACCACAAUGCUCCCCUCGUACUACGCUAGCUGUUAUCUCAGCAACGUACAAGUAGACCUAUACGUUACUAAUUCCGUAUCAUGAUUCAGGGUAUCCUUACAGCGGAGACAUUUCGACUCCUGGCCUCUGCCACCAACACAGCGACGCGGACCUCCCACGACCCCCUGUUUGAAGUGCUGGAGUUUGUCCUAAAGUCGGGUAUUUAGCUCUAUGUCUGUCGUGGGAACACGACUUUGUCUACUCCAAUGUUAACUGUUUGUUGUUUGAAGUUCCGGAAACCCAGGGAUUAUGGUCCAGCCUUGUGACGUAACGGUGUUUAGCAAUCUGUUCCAAGCGGGUGGCAGUCCUUAGGUGGGCGUGGCACUGAUUGUCAAAUGUUAUCAUUGUCUUAAGAAGUUUUUUUUAUUUGUUUCAAAAGUAUGGGGGGGGGGGGGGGGGGGUCUUUUAAACAUUAAUUUUAAUGUCUGGUGUAUAUGUUACAGAAUAGUUGUGAAUUUUUUUUUUUUCUUUUUUUAAAAAAAUGAAAAUUUAAAAAAAAACCUUUUUGGGGGGGGGGGGGAGGAGGUCUAUUAAACAUUAAUUUUAAUGUCUGGUGUAUUUGUUAAAGAAUAGCUGUGAAUUUAUUUAUUUUCAUAUUUUAAAAAAAUGAAAAUUUAAAAAAAAGCCUUUUGGAAGUCAGUUUAUAAAUCAAAGCUACACAAAUUAGUUAUAUUGUUAUCUUUAAAAACAAAGAUAAGUAAAGCAUUUCAUUAUCAAUUUGAGAUUUCGCGAAAAGCUUUAUUUUUAACUAAUAACUUUAAGUUUUCCAAUCCCUUUAAAGCUUAUUUUUCAUUGAGUCUUUUGAUAGGGGCCUGGACUCAAAGUUCUCUCUCAGAUAUUUUACUGUAUUAGUCAUAGAUAAUUCUUCCUGGGAUCUAUGACUAAAUCUGUAAUGGAUAUUGCGUUACAUUUAAAAUUUAACAACACUGCGUUGGCUGAAGACUUUUUAAAACACAUGUUUUAAAUUGAUAUGAGACAUUGAUGAGCUGCAUUGAAAGGUUCAAUCUAACUGUAUACGUCCGUUCACGGUCAGAGACAGACAAGCUCACCCCGGCGCAACGCACCGAGCUCACGGAGCUGGUCAACUUCGACCUGCUGUCCGAGACAAGCCUCCAGAAAGCUCUAGAAGACGAGAUCGUCCCGGCCAGCACCGUCGCCAGGAGCUCCAUCAAGCUGUGCUCCCGGCUUCGCUCGGAGCUCGCCUCGGUGAAGUACAUCGCUGAGUCGCAGGAAGAGGAUCUGCACAAGUAUCAAGGCUCGUCGGCGCACGCUGGUACCGGCAAGUACCCAUCGUCUGCAGCAGAGGUCACCAGGCAUUUCAGCUCUUAUGCAUUACGUGAUAGAAAUCUGGACUCGGGUACGUCGUAAAUGUGUAAAAAUAAAUUAAUACUAAAAACACGACUCUUUACUCUGGCCAUCUCCGUGGAAUUAGAGAUCUCCCUGGAAACGAUAAUAAAGUUAAGAAUUUUUAAUGAAAUAAAAUCCCCCCCCCCCCAAAAAAAAAGACACGCGGUUCCAAAUGUCAGCAUACAGACAUAUAUAAUUAUUCACGGCCCCGUAAAAUUUACCGAUACCCAUGGUCUGCAGCAGAGGCCACCAGGCAUUUCAGCUCUUAGGCAUUACGUGAUAGAAAUCUGGACUAGGGUACGUCGUAAAUGUGUAAAAAUAAUUUAAUACUAAAAACACGACUCUUUACUCUGGCCAUCUCCGUGGAAUUAGAGAUCUCCCUGGAAACGAUAAUAAAGUUAAGAAUUUUUAAUGAAAUAAAAUCCCCCCCCCCCCAAAAAAAAAGUCACGUGGUUUCAAAUGUCAGCAUACAGACAUAUAUAAUUAUUCACGGCCCCGUAAAAUUUACCGACACAUUUAAAUACUAAGCUUAAAUUAAGAGAUAAAAUAUCUGAAAUAUAUAUUGAUUUCAAAAUAAAAUUUGACCCCUUCUUUAAUUAAUUCUUCCCCGCCAAGGUUUAUAAUUUUAAAAAAACAACAGACUCUCCGUAUUUCUAAGAAAUCAUGCCGGCAAGUAAUGUCAGGAAACCCUGUGAAUGGAUUCUUAACUUGUGCGACUUCAAAAGCUAUUGAAAAAAAAAAAAACCAACAAAAAACUGUAAAGAAAAAAAAGGCCCCCGAGAAGUGUCAUAUAAAGUAUUUGAAGCUAUUUGUUAAGAUUCAUAGGUUUGCUCCUGCUGGUGGUCGUCUUGAACCAAAUGUAUAAUAACAUGAUUCAAAAGUGCUGUUUUUUGUCGGCAGGCUAUGCAGAUACGAGUGAAACAAGCAGGGGCAGAUCACCCGCUGAGCUGUUACUGGCGGCGGAACUUGAAACGUCCGAGCACCUCCACAGCUCAGACCCACUGAGGGCGGCUCAGAGCCUGCUGACCGCGGCCCGUCACAAACUCGCGGUCCCCGUCUACACCGGCUACCGGCCCACCCAUCUGUCUCGUCUGCUACCCACAUCGCCCGCAGUCCUGCCCUACGUCUACCAUCCCCACAACAGCAGCAGGGAUGCAGUGGAGCACGACAUCAGCCUGGAGGAGGAGCUGGAGUUCAAGUACGACCGAUCCUUCCGCAGCCUUGACCCCAGGGUGCGCCACCACCGGUUGUGGGGUCACCAACUUGCUAGUCAGAGUGGUAACGCCCAGAAAAGCGGGACUUACUUCCCUUACACCAACUACCAUCGAUUCUAAAAAAAAAAAUUAAAAAUAAUAAAAUUAAAUUUAGAAACUGUUUGACGUCAGCACAAUGGCACACUUAAUAUCAAUGUAUACUUCCCUAGGUUUCUAGCGAUUAAAAAAAGGAUAUAGCACCCAAUUUAUUUAACGGAAACCACCCUAAACUGGAAAAUAUUGAAGACAAUUGUAAUUUCUUCUUCUGUUAUUAGAAAGUGUUGAGGUGACAGGGACUUGAAAGAAAUGGCGUGAAUAAGAUAUAUAGAGUCGCUCUAUACAUGAAGUCUAACAGAUGUAGUUAGUGAGUCAAGCUGAAAGUCAUGCAUUGUGCUUAAAAAUUGAAAAGAUUCUAAAGUUGUUGUCUCCGGCGCACUUCAUAAAGUACUUUAGACAAGUAGCGUCACAAGGGGGUACGAAGGGGUGGACCGCGCGGGGUGACACCCUCGUAGGGGCUGACAACGAUUGGAAAUGUUAAAUUUAAUAAUUUUACAAAUUCAAUUGUUUCUGUAUUAAUUAAGAUGAAAAAUUGUAUACUAUUGUCUAUACUUUUGGAAAUUAAAAACAAAAAUUACUGAUUUUUUUCAAGGCAGUUUCAUGGCUGAACUCAGUUAAAUACAAGAGACGCGUGCUCCCAGAUCAGGGUGCGACCGGCAAUGUUCCCUCUAAGGUUUGUUGAUUAGUGUGCAAAAUCAUACAGUUGUGUGCAAAGUUUUACAGCCCACAAACAAAAAAUUACAUGGAAAUUUGCUGCACGGAUACUCAAAACUGCUACACGGCGUCUGAGAUAGCUGCGCAGCCGCGUAGCUUAAAGGGAACAUUGGCCACCGGAGAAGGUUGACACCAUUGCAGGAUGACACCAUAUCAGGGUGACACCAUAGCAGGCAGACUCAGAUGAGGUUUAUGGGGAGGUCUGUUGGGGUGACGUCAUGAGUAUUCUGCACUUGGUGAUACCAACCCUAAAGAAGCCAUGCACUGCUUUAGACUACGUAACUUUAUCAUUGAGAUGGGGAUCAAAAGGUAUUAGAUGUCAAAUUAAUUUUUAAGAUGAAUUUUUUAAUAUGGAGUCGGAGCAAAUAGCUAAAAAUGAUCGGAGAGCAUAUCUGAUGGGCGGAUUUUGCAACGGCUGAUUAUUAUAGCCUCAUCAAGCAGGGGCGUCAUUUGGGUAGGGCAGGGUGGGGCAUUUACCCCAUCUCCCCCUGAAUUUGCAGGUUUUAUUUAAAUUGCUAUGUACUGUGGGCCACCAGUAAUAAACAAAUUAACAAGCCGACCAAGUUUGAGUUUUGUCCCGUCCCCUCCCCCCUGAAAAAAACCUGUAAUGACGCCCCUGUUAUCCAGCCCCAUCCUAGGGAUUUCCUUUUGUCUGUGAUAUUGUAUAUACUGUUCUCUUUUCCAAUAUGUUGAUGUUUUUAUUGUGUAUUAUUGAGCCAGGUCUGCCUCUAAGCUUUUGCCAAUAAAUUAUAUGCCAUUCUUAAAAUAACAAGUAAUAAUUUUACAGAUUCAAUUGUUUCUGUUUUAAUUAAGAUGAAAAAUUGUAUACUAGUGUCUAUACUUUUGCAUAGUUUAACAUGUGUAAACGGACGUUGUGCCACAAUCUUUUUUUUUUUUGUCACUGCCGAUCCAAGUUUCACUACAUAUUUUUACAUAUAGGCCAAGUUGGUGUAUUGAAGAUCGUUCUAAUUUGGAAAUGAUCAAACGCCCCAUUACACUGACUACUAACUAUUACGCAGUUAAUAUUUCAAAAUUGUUUCCUUAGCUGGUGCCUAGAACAAACCCUGGUCAACACAGUGUCGUUCUAUGAUUUUUUUUUCUUCUGUUCACGUUCUUACUUAAUGAUUGAGUUUUAUGCACCAAAGUAUUGUUUCACAGUAGACUGCAGUUAUAUAUGAUGUAUUUAUACUAAUUUUAGUAUUGGAUCCCGGGAGAGAUUGAGUCGUAAAAAUUAAUAAAAGUCUAUAUGUAAUAUUUUUUUUUAAAAAUCUUACAUCAUUUAUUGGAUUAAAUCAAGACACGAGGUCAUGCGUAUCUCAGUUGUACCGUUGUACCCCAUGGAUAAAUUACUUAAUAUACUUAUAUGGAAAUAUUAAUUACUGGAACUUUGAACCAUGGAUUCUCCAAAUAUAAAGCUUAUAUGACAAUGAUAAUAAAACGCACACAUCUGUGUAACCCAUGGUGUAAAACAAAAUGGUUUGCAAUGUUAUAAUAUUGUAGCAUUUAACUUUAGUUGAGGAAAAGUUGAUAUGAUUUAAACAAAACUAUAAGUCACAUUUGUUUAAAUGUUUGGAAAAAAAACAAACAUGACUUUAUUAGAAAG
Messenger RNA from Lymnaea stagnalis (great pond snail), 14481 nucleotides. The record is from the annotation of a GenBank genome assembly. Lineage: Eukaryota; Metazoa; Mollusca; Gastropoda; Lymnaeidae.